AAGCACAGCGCUUUCACGGCAACUUCACUUCCUGGGUGAAAGUUCUCCCCUUCCUCUCCCAGUUCGGAGCAGUCACGUGUUCCCGUGACGCCACUGACAACCCUGGCGCUUGUGUGUACUUCUAUUUGUGGGGCGGGAGGUGGUCACAUGCUUAGGAUUUUACAGUGACUGAGAGAAUGUUGCGGGGCUGCCCCAGAGAGAACUAGCGGGGACCUGUAUAAUCACCGCGGAGCCCACUUUGGCCAUGAUGUUUGAAAGUCUGCGGGAGCGGCUGCUCAGUGUGCAGCAGGACUUCACCAGCGGGCUAAAGAGUUUAGGUGACAAGUCAAGGGAAGUGAAGAUAAAAAAGCAGUACAAGCCAGCUGAGCAGCUAUCAAAGUUUCCUGCUGGAACAGAACUCCUUAGCAGGUAUGAAGAUACCUGGGCUGCUCUCCACAAAGUAGCCAGAGAUUGCGCUAAAGCUGGAGAGCAGGUGGAUGGGGAGGUGGUGAUGCUAUCAGCAAACUGGGAGAAAAAGAGGAAUGGUCUUGUAGAACUGCAGGAACAGUUGCAACAAGUGCCAGGCUUUAUAGCAGAUCUGGAAGCUGUGACUGCAAAACUAGUUGCACUGGAAGGAAGCUUUGAAGAUGUCGAAAGACACUUGUUGGAACUGGAGGAUCUAUGUGAACAGUGUGAAUUACAGAGAUUUAAGCAUGCACAAUGCAUGCAGCUAGAGCAAUACAAGAAAAGCAAAAGGAAAGAGCUGGAAAACUUUAAAGCUGAGCUGGAUGCAGAGCAUACCCAGAGGGUGCUGGAUAUGGAGCAUGCCCAGCAGAUGAAGCUCAAAGAGCGACAGAAGUUCUUUGAAGACGCUUUCCAACAAGAUAUGGAGCAGUAUCUUUCUACUGGCUAUCUGCAGAUAUCAGAAAGAAGAGAGCCAAUUGGAAGUAUGUCAUCAAUGGAAGUCAAUGUGGACAUGCUGGAGCAGAUGGACCUGAUGGACAUGUCAGACCAAGAAGCUCUUGAUGUUUUCUUGAAUUCCGGAGCAGAAGAGAACAGUGUUCUUUCUCCUGUUAUCGGGCCCGAGUUUGAUUGCCACAGUGAGAUAACCCUGCAGGUUCCCAGCCAGGCUGAACUGAGGCACAAACUUUCUUCCCUCUCUUCUACAUGCACUGACUCUGCCAGCCAAGAGAACAGCGAGGACGGGGGAGAAUCCCCAGUUGUCCAAUCAGAUGAGGAAGAUGUUCAGGCGGACUCUGUUCUUACCGGCCUAGACACAGUUGCCAAUACAACUUCUGAUAUCAGUGAUGAAAGUGAUGCUCACACAGCAUGAGCGGAAGCAUCUUUCUGACCCCUCUUGCUUUUUGACUCUAAAUGAACCAAAAACAAAUGUUUUCUUGUAAACCCCAACCCUCAGGCCAUCCGAUGUCACUGAAGACUGUUGUCAUUCCCAGGUGUUUCAGGAUGGAUGUCCCUUGUUUUUAUUUCAUGCAGUCCUGUACGGACAUAGAGGGAGAAUAUGUUAUCCAUAGGAACUUCCUACCAGUGGCAUGACAAUAUUCAUUUGAAUGUUCUGAAAGCAGUUUUAUUCCUAUUCUGUGUUUCCUACUGAUGGGAGAAGGUCCCCAGCACUUCCGAUGCUGAUUGUGGUUCUGUGGCAUUGGGAGGAGAGAUCUACAAUAUUCCUGACCAAACAGUGUUCACCAACCAUUUACCAGUGUACAGAUACCUACAAAUAAUUGGAUACAUCAUAGUGGACCCACAUCUCAAUGAAGUUCUGUAAAAUUUGUGGCAUCUCGCAAAGAUCUGAAAGCUUAGGCAAUGGAUAACCUUGCUAUGUGUGACUGUAACACUAUUCGCUCUUGUAGUGUUUAAUUAAUACCAACACCUAAUCAGUUUUGAAGACACUUUCAACCCCGGUAAUAAUGAGCCUCUGUUGAGUAAUUCAUUGGGAUGGCUAAGAUUUUCUUACCAUUAAAUACAAACAACCUUUACCGUAAAA
Xenopus tropicalis (tropical clawed frog) is the source of this 1981-nucleotide messenger RNA. The record is from RefSeq and is a predicted model, not a curated record. Lineage: Eukaryota; Metazoa; Chordata; Amphibia; Anura; Pipidae.